This is a messenger RNA of Aureobasidium uvarum, 897 nucleotides long. The record is from the annotation of a GenBank genome assembly. NCBI's taxonomy places the organism in Eukaryota, Fungi, Ascomycota, Dothideomycetes, Dothideales, Saccotheciaceae.
AUGGCCUCAACAGAGUUACAUCCGAACCCCUUCUCGAACCAGCAACUACAACAUCAGGAACCUCAAAGGCUAUCCGGCAUAUAUCAAUAUCAUAAUGCUCCUGAAGUACUACCCGAACAUGGACUCGAGUACGAUGACAAUACAUAUCCCGUCUCGGACAAGUAUCCGGUGACCAGUAUGGACGACUAUCCCGCCAGCUUCAACGCACAACAAUAUCGCGACAACAACAAGCCGCCGCGCAUCAUCUUUGGAAUGAAAGUGCGGUCUUUUCUGCUCGUGGCCCUAGUGUUUGUCUUGAUAGUAGUUGGUGCGGUGGUGGGAGGCACAGUAGGCCGAAAUGCAUCUCAUACCGCGAACGCGGCAGCCGUGGCCAAUGAUUCAAGCUCAUCAUCAACAACAAUAUCAUCGUCAUUAGCCGGCGUCCGCACAAUCGCCGCAUCAGGACCCACUACAACAGCAGCGACAUCUGCCACAACAACAACAGCAGCAGCAUCCACAACAGUACUAUCAACACCAACAUUCACUCCUCUAUCUGCUUGCCCCACUGCAAACAACACUCUCUUCAUCUCAACAAUCUCCAACACUUCCUCUCUGCUUCCUCCAACCAACAACACCAUUUCCAACUUGACAUAUACACGCUACUGUGAUGGCAACACGCCUGCAGAUUUCAAACCAUUGACCUCUGGCUUUGUGUACACGUUUGACGACUGCAUUGAUUUGUGCGCGGCGUAUAAUGUUUAUGCUGCUGAUUCAUCUACCGGCUGCAAUGUUGCUGUCUAUGAUGUCAAGCAAGCAAGACCUGUCAACUGCGUGGUUGGAAGCACGCAAAGUGCCAAUGCACAGAGUGUUGGCAUUGAUGGCGGGCUUGCUGUUGCGAUUUUGACACCAUCGAUAUAA